AGCAGAAAAAUUCGUGUAUUUAUGUUUUUUUGGUGAGCAGAUGUUGGUUUUACUCGGAAUGGAACAUCUCGUUCUACAACUGCAUAAUAUUUUCCUUAGAUAUCUAUUUUCAUUUCCUGAAAAUGCAGAAAGGUCGUCAUUAUGCCGGCAGUAAAAAGAAGAUAUGGCCUUCAAAUCCCAUUAUCUCUUUGGAGUAAGAAAAUGGGCUCUAUUGCACUUCCAAUCUGUAUAUGCAUUUGUAAGCAAAGCAAAAUAACUAUAUGUCUUAUAACAAAGGCAUUUAGUAAGGAAUUCAGAUAACAUGUGUCUUGUAUUCAAUGGAUGGAGAGGACAACUCGUCGGAAUCCUUGCUAAACAUUGAUAAAAAUGCUUGGGAAGAAACCACUGCAAAAGUGAUUCAAAGCAUUGAAGAGCGCUGUUUGAGAAAAGAAAAUGAAUAUGAAGGCUCUGCCACUCAAUUUGGAGCCCAGAGUGAAUUUACAAGACCAUGGACUGGUCAAAAACCUUCUAAGAAAUGCCACCUUAAAUCCGAUGCAGGAUGUAAAGUCAAAUAUGACAGUGAAGGUAACAAAACUGCUCCAAUAGAUAUAGGAAAACCUGGGUCUGUGACCGAGGAAGGUCAGACUGGUCCUUCAGAAACUUCAGUAGAAAAUCAUUUAGAAGACAUUAAGUACAUUGAUGACAGUGCCAAAAGCUCUUUAUCAACAAGCUUAACUGAAGCUCCUGCUCCAGCCCCAGCUCCAGUGCUACAACAGCCACCCAUUGCUUGUUGCCCUCAGUCCCCCCAGCAACAGCAGGCGCGAUCUUGUGCCUCUGUCCUUGAAGAGCGUUAUUGCCAAGCUUUUAUUAGCUCAAAAAAUGAGCAACUUGCAGAAAGCUGGAAUAGACAUUAUACAUCUCCUCGCCUUCCUCCAAAUCACCAUUUAUAUACUCCUAAAUACAGACAUGAAACGAGGCUUGUAGUUAGUCCUUUGCCAUCGGAGAAAUCAAAGCAAGAGAAAGAUGGUGGACAUUCUGAAGCUGAUUAUUAUUCUCGAAAUUCCAUUGGAGAUUCGGAACAUCAAAUUACUCAAAAUCUUUACAUAGAUAAAGAUUUUAGAUAUUAUUUCCAACAUCCAUAUUCUCGUCUGUUUGUUUCUUAUUUUGUGAUAUUUUGCAACUUCUUGGUGUUUGCUGAAGAUCCUGUUUCUCAUAGCCAUACUGAAAGUGAAAUUCCAUUUGUUGGUCAUGUGUUUUCAUUUGUUGCUACAAAAUAUCCUCCUCAGUGGAGUUGGUGCAUUUUAAAAGUCAUUCUUUGGGUUAUUGCAAUCAUAAGUGGUUGUUUUUUUGGCAAAUAUUUGAUCCAUCACUUAUUACUAAGUAGCUUUUUCCGUCUUAAAAUGUUCCGAGAUGAGCAGGGCACCUGGAUGAUUAUGUUUCUCACAUCAUUGAUGUUCAUCUUCAUGUUCUCUAAAGUCUAUAACUGGUUCCUGCAAUUUGGAUAUCCCCAGUAUGACUUAUUUCACAUUAAUUCUCAUAUGGGUAUCACCAAUGCAAAUUUUAUGAAAGCUGCGGCUUGUGGAACUUGGAUUGGUGAUUUUGUAACUGCCUGGAUGGUGACUGACAUGAUGCUCCAAGACAAUUUGUAUCCAAAUUGGGCGAGACCAUACAGAGAAUUUUGGCGUUCUCAUGGCCGUAUCCGAAUUGUGAUCUUUUGGUUGGGCUCUAUUACGAUGACUACUUUGGUUGUUACUCUUAUUGUCAGUGACUUGAUUAGUUGGGAUAAUUUGAAUCGAGAUUUUGUUGCUACAACUGAGCUUUCUAGAGCUUUUUUGGCAUCUUUUAUACUUGUUAUGGACUUGCUUAUAGUUAUGCAGGAUUGGGACUUUCCUCAUUUUGUUUGUGAUUUGGACAUAAAACUUCCAGGGAUGCAUGCUGCUUCAUUUAAAUUUGAUUUAUUCCAGAAAUACGUCAAUCUACCUGAUGUCAGUAUUCAUGUUACUGGUAAAUGGUUUAAUUAUAGCAUAAUUGUAUUUGUGAUGAUACUGGAUUUAAACAUGUGGAAAAAUCAAAUAUUUUACAUUCCUAAUGAAUAUGGACAGUAUACUGGACCAAAAAAUAAAGUUUUUUCAAUUCCAGAUACAGGCCUUGUAGUAGCAAAUAACAAAACUCUUUGGACUUAUGAAAUACGGAGCACUGUAAUUGAUCCCAAUACUAACAAAACACUGCUAGAAGGUGACAUUUCCAUGAAUUCUCGAUAUUUAGGUUAUCCUCUGUCUGUAAAGGGAAUGGCUUUCAUGCCUUCCCUAAUUGGUUUUGCAAUGUUUGGAAUUCUAACGUAUCUAUAUGGACGCUUCCCGCCACCUACAGAACGAUUGGUUUAUGGACGCCACAGGAAGCGGAAAAGAGAAGUGCCUCGUAGUAGUUGGAGACGUGAACGUGGAAAUCGUUGCACUCAUUACCUUAUUCAUAAUAAAGAAAAAUAUCCUGAAGAAAAAAAGAAAGGUAAUCAACUCACUGAGUUAAUUGUAGCAUGGGAAGAAAAUGUAGGCCCUACAAAGCAAUGUGAAAAGCCAUUAUGACAUACAUAGUUGAAUUGUUAUUACUUUUAGCUAGCUUAAUAGUAUGCUGCAGUAUUGUCUGAUCAUUGGAUUUCAAUCCUUGAUAGGCUGCUUGGGUAUCAACUAGAUGUCCCUAAAAUAAUCCACACAUUGUUUAUUUGACAACGAUAAGAAUUAAUUUACAUUAACCAAUUUAUUAUUAUUUUAAUUAGGAUGUUAGAAUACAAAAUAAAAUUCUUUAAAAAUACAAUAUUUUUAUAACUUAUGU
Molecule: messenger RNA, 2808 nt
Organism: Argiope bruennichi
Lineage: Eukaryota; Metazoa; Arthropoda; Arachnida; Araneae; Araneidae
Product: transmembrane protein 117-like
Exons: 8
Coding region: 318-2561 (747 amino acids)
Biological process (GO): intrinsic apoptotic signaling pathway in response to endoplasmic reticulum stress
Source: RefSeq, a predicted model, not a curated record